Molecule: messenger RNA, 1170 nt
Organism: Aspergillus fijiensis CBS 313.89
Lineage: Eukaryota; Fungi; Ascomycota; Eurotiomycetes; Eurotiales; Aspergillaceae
Product: tetratricopeptide repeat protein
Exons: 6
Coding region: 1-1170 (389 amino acids)
Molecular function (GO): protein binding
Source: RefSeq, a predicted model, not a curated record
AUGGCACCCACCACGCCCGUGAACAGCAGCAAUCCCACCGUCCCGCAAUUCACCUUCAUCCGCACCGACACCACCACCCAAGAAGUGAUCCGCCCGCCCGUCUUCGAGGGUGAUGCCCCGGACCCCUCUGCACCAACCACAACCACCACAACAGAACAACAACUUGCGGCUGUUUCCCCGCCGUCCUCCCACCAUCGCAAAUCCCUCAACCCCUUCCGUCGGUCGCGAGCUCCCUCACAAUCCUCAGGCGUGACGUCCCCGCCGCGAGCCCGGGGCGAAGGCCGGCUGUCGCAUCUGCUGCAUCUCGACCGCGGCGGUGGUAGCGGUGGUAGCGGCGGCGGCGGCGGGUGGUCGCGGAGUUCGAGCUCCUCGUCCGUGAACGUCCCGCCGGAUCUCCCGCGGAUAAUCACUAGUGGUGGGAAGGGGGAUGGCGAUGCUGCGGCGGCGGCGCGCGAGGAUGUGGAGGCCGAGUGGGAGCGGCGGGCGACGGUGCUGGUGCAACGGAAUCCGCAGUUCGCGGCGUGUUUGUCGCCGACCGGUUCCACCACGCCCACGGGGUUUGGGAUGGACGGGGCGGUGGCGUCGCGGUCACGGAGUUCGAGUUGCAGUCGGAUUAAUGAUCCGGAUGGCGAUGUUAAUAUCCAGGAGGCUAUUCGACUGCAUGAGGCUGGAGAUCUGGAACGAUCCACUGAGAUGUUUGGUCGCUUAGCCGAUCCUGAAGGGGCCAACAAUGCCCUCAGUCAAGUGCUCUAUGGGCUUGCACUUCGACAUGGUUGGGGAUGCGCGCCAGACCAGGACAAGGCGAUUACGUAUCUGUCGGCCGCGGCGGCCAAUUCGGCCUCGGUCGAGUCCGAGGCGCUCCAGGCCGGCAUCAAGAAAGGAGGAGCGGCCAAGGGCGAACUGACGCUGGCGAUCUUCGAGCUGGCCAACUGCUUUAGGAAUGGCUGGGGCGUCAAGAAGGACCCCGUCGCGGCACGACAGUACUAUGAGACCGCCGCCAACCUCGGCGAUACGGACGCGAUGAACGAGGUUGCUUGGUGCUACCUGGAAGGGUUUGGAGGGAAGAAGGACAAAUUCGCGGCCGCCAAAUACUAUCGAUUGGCGGAGGAGAAAGGGAGCAAAACCUUGGGAAAUUCUUGGAUCUGGAAGGACAAGUACAACCCGCAUUGA